This is a messenger RNA of Heterostelium album PN500, 1764 nucleotides long. RefSeq names its product kelch repeat-containing protein. Gene Ontology annotation, molecular function: protein binding. Bases 1 to 1764 code for a protein of 587 amino acids. NCBI's taxonomy places the organism in Eukaryota, Evosea, Eumycetozoa, Acytosteliales, Acytosteliaceae. The transcript has a single exon. The record is from RefSeq and is a predicted model, not a curated record.
AUGACACUAAGGUGUUUAAAUCAUCAGAAAUCACACGAAUUCAUUUGUUAUCAAUGUAAUAGUUUGAUGUGUUCAAAAUGUAUUACCAUUCAUAUCAGAGAUCAUCCUGAUCAUUCCGAUAAAAUAGAACAUAUCGAUGAAAUCAAGGAUUCAUUAAGUACAUUGAAAUUAGAUGAUAUUAUUGACACCACAACAACAAACAAUAAUGAUAGCACUAACAGCAGUACUAAUAAUAUUCAUUCUCAAAUCAAAAAUAAAAUUAAAUCUCUUUGGGAAUCAUUAAGAUCAUCGACAUCCAGAUAUCAAGCAUUAUCAACAACAGAGAAUGAUAUCAAACAACACUUUGAACAAUUACAUCAAUAUCUAAUCAUUGAAGAACAUAAACUACAAAGAGAUAUUAUCAAUGAUAAACAUACAAUCACAAAUCAAAUCGAUAAAAAUGUUAAGCAUUUGAAAUAUUUAAUAAAUAUUAUAAUGUUAUUUAAUAAAUUAAAUAAUAAUAAUAAUAGUAGUAGUGAUAAUAAUAGUAAUGGUAAUAUUAAUAACGAGGAUACAUCAAUUAUAACAGAUACAACAACAUUAUAUUCAACAACAACAAUAAUGGAAUCAAUAACAACAAGUUCAUCAUUACAAUCAUUCAUCAAUCAUAAUAAUCAAACAUUAUUAAACGAUAAAAUUAAUUAUUAUUUCAAUAUUGAUGAACUUCUCAAACAACAUUCCAACGAUUCAUCAUCAAUAUUAUUAGAUAUCAUUCAUAAAUACAACAAUCAAUUCAAUGAAUCAACAACAAUCACAGACAAUAAUAACUUAACAUUAUCAUCAUAUAAAUUAUCAAUCAAACAACCUGAUUUCAAUCAAUUGAAUUCAAUCAUUGAACAAUCAAUCAAACUUGAUAACAUUGAAUCAACUGAAUCAAUAAAUACAACAACAACAACAAACAACAAUGAUAAUAAACAAUCUUAUAUUUUCACAACACACCAAUUAGAUGGAGCAACACUGAUCAACACAUCAAACAACAAUUCAAUUGAAGAAUUAAAGUUUGAUUAUCAAUUUAAUGGUACAUACUCCUCUAUUGUUUCAAUUGAUGAAUAUAUCUAUAUAAUCGGUGGAUAUCAUAAUCCAAACAAAUGGAUUAAAAUAUCAGCCAAAUCGAAAUCAAUUGAACAUAUUGGUGAUAUCGAAGGAAUCAAAGGUGAUUAUUUUAUAUCGGUUUGUUAUGAUGGUCAAGAUCAUAUCUAUUUAUUGAAUGGUCACAAUAUAAAGAAUAGAAUUGAUCGAUUCAACAUCAAAACAAUGAAAUUUGAAUCAUAUCAUCAAUUACCUUUUGGAUAUGAUCGUCAAGUAUCAUCAAUGAUCUUCAAAGGUUCAUUAUAUUCAAUAUCAUACGAUCAGAAUAAGCUAUUUGAAUUCGAUUUGACAAAUAGAACGAUAACAGAUCAUGAAAUUGACAUUAUACCAUUCUCAGCAUGUCAUGAUAACAAUGGAAAUUUCUUCAUAUUAGAUCGAUCAAACAAACGAUUCAUCAAAUACAAUGUUGAAACCAAACAAUCAAUCAAUCUCAAUGCGGUUCCUCUCGCAAAUGCAUAUUUUCCAUUUGUGAUGUAUCAUCGAGAAUCACCAACAUCAAGUUAUAUCUAUUCAUUUGGCUAUUCCAGUAAAUGUAAUUUCAAAUAUUCAAUUGAAUCCAAUCAAUGUGAACCAAUCUUUAGAGAUAUUAUUAAUCAUAACAGAGCGUGGUGUGCUUCCACAUCAAUUACAUUUUAA